AUGCAGGCGACCGUCCAGACCAGCGCGCUGCGCUUCGCGCCUACCACGGCUCGCCCCCAGGUGGCCCGGGCGGGCGUCCCGCGCGUGGCGGUGCCGGUCGCGCGCCCGCAGGCCCCGGCGUUCCACUCCGCAGUCGACCGCCUCGCGACCAGCCAGCGCCGCGUCGUCGCCGCCCGCGCCGCUGCCGCCGAGGAGAACAACGACGCCCUCGAGGGCGCGUUCGUCAAGCUCUUCGGCCCCAAGGUCGGCCCCGUCCUCGUCACGGGCGCCUUCAUCGCCUUUUGGUAUGCGCUCAACGUGGCCUUCAACCUCCAGAACAAGUCGAUCUACAAGUUCUUCCCCUUCCCCUGGACGGUGUCGGCCGUGCACGUCGUCGUCGGCGCGAUCUACUGCGGCGCGAUGUACCUGGUCGGCCUCAAGAAGGCCUCGUUCGGGCGCCCCAUCGACGGCGACGAGUUCAAGGCCAUCGUCGGGCCCGCGACGAUGCACGCGCUCGGGCACAUCGCCGCGAACAUCUCCUUCGCGGCCGUCGCGAUCUCGCUCUCGCACACCGUCAAGACGCUCGAGCCGGCCUUCUCCGUGGUCCUCCAGUCCAUCUUCCUAGGGCAGCCCACGCCGCUGCCCGUGAUCAUGUCGCUCGUGCCCAUCAUCGGCGGCGUGGCCAUGGCCUCCGCGGCCGAGCUGUCCUUCAACUGGACCGGCUUCAUCUCGGCCAUGCUCUCCAACCUGACGUUUGGCUUCCGCGCCGUGCUGUCGAAGAAGGCCAUGAACACCAUCAAGAACCUCGACUCCACGGCCAUCUACGCGUACACCACGCUCAUCUCGUGCUUCGUCUGCGUCCCCGCCGCGCUCGUCUUCGAGGGGCCCAAGCUCGCCGCCGGGAUGGAGCAGGCCAUCGCCACCGUCGGGGCCACGAAGUUCUACACCUCGCUGGCCGCCGUCGGGCUGCUCUACCACCUGUACAACCAGUUCGCCUUCAACACCCUCGGCCGCGUCAACCCGGUGUCGCACGGCGUCUGCAACGUCGUCAAGCGCGUGGUCAUCAUCUACUCCUCCGUGCUCUUCUUCGGCAACGUCCUCACGCCCAAGACGCAGAUGGGCACCACCAUCGCGCUCGCCGGCACCGCGCUCUACACCUACCUCUCCGGGAAGUACAAGCACAAGCCUGCGCCGAAGGCGGAGGGCGGCGCCGCCCCGGCCUCGGGCUAG
Pedinophyceae sp. YPF-701 is the source of this 1209-nucleotide messenger RNA. The record is from the annotation of a GenBank genome assembly. Lineage: Eukaryota; Viridiplantae; Chlorophyta; Pedinophyceae.